Messenger RNA from Dictyostelium discoideum AX4, 2895 nucleotides. RefSeq lists its product as hypothetical. Gene Ontology annotation, biological process: regulation of DNA-templated transcription. Gene Ontology annotation, cellular component: nucleus; transcription regulator complex. The coding region runs from base 1 to 2895 and encodes 964 amino acids. NCBI's taxonomy places the organism in Eukaryota, Evosea, Eumycetozoa, Dictyosteliales, Dictyosteliaceae. The record is from RefSeq and is a predicted model, not a curated record. The transcript has 2 exons.
AUGAAUAUUUCCCUUUUAUUAAACAAUAGAAAUAGAAAUAGAAAUAAUAAUAAUAAUAAUAAUAAUAAUAAUAAUAAUAAUAAUAAUAAUAAUAAUAAUAAUAAUAAUAAUAAUAAUAAUAAUAAUAAUAAUAAUAAUAAUAACAAUAAUAAUAAUAGUAAUAAUGGUAAUGCCAAUGAAAGCGCUAGUUUAAAUAAUGGUAGUGAAGAGAUUCGAUCUAAUCCAUCAUCUAAUUUUUCAUCACCCAUCCAAUCAUCAUUGUCCUCAUCAUCUUCAUCAUUGUCUAGCAACCAAGCAACAACACCAAAAAAGAGAUCACACGCACAUAAAAAUUCACUAAAAUGUCAAUCUCCACAAAUGUCACCACAAAUGUCUCCACAAAUGUCGCCACAAAUGUCACCACCAUUACAAUAUUUUCCACAACACCAAAUGCAACAUCUUAGUCAAUAUCAACUCGAUCACCUUCAACAACAACAACAAUUAAUUCAACAAGAACAACAAGAAAAACAACAACAACAACAACAACACCAACACCAACAACAACAACAAGAACAACAAAAACAACAACAAAAACAACAACAAAGAUUAUCUCCUCAACCAAGAUCCUCACAACCAAGAUCAUCUCCACCAAGAUCAUCUCCACAAAGAUCACCACAAUUAAACCAACAAGAAGGACACAUAAAUAGUGUCCAAACCUAUAGUGGUAAUAAUAUCAAUGAUAAAAAUCAAAACAACACCAAUAAUAAUAAUAAUAAUAUGAGUAAUAAUAAUAACUUCCAUGAUGAUAAUAAUUGUAAUGUAAAUUACAAUAACAUUAGAAAUAAUAGCAAUAACAAUAACAAUAACAAUACUAAUAAUAAUAAUAAUAAUAAUAAUAAUAAUAAUAAUAAUAAUAAUAAUAAUAAUAAUAAUAUUAAUAAUAAUAAUAAUAAUAAUAAUAAUAGUAACAAUAAUAAUUGGAAUAACAAUUAUUGUAACAAUUCUUUUGCCGACGAAACUAACAAAAAUAAUACUUAUGGAAUGGAAUAUAUUAACAUUUCAGAAGAAAACCAAUAUAACAAUAAUAAUAAUAAUAAUAAUAGUAAUAAUAAUAAUAAUUAUAAUAAUUAUAAUAAUUAUAAUAAUAAUAAUAAUAAUAAUAAUAAUAAUAAUAAUAGUAAUAAUAGUAAUAGUAAUAAUAAUAAUAAUAAUAAUAAUAAUAAUAAUAAUAAUAAUAAUAAUAAUAGAAACAAUAUUAUUAAUAGCAAUAUUAACAAUAGCAAUAAUAAUAAUUAUAAUGACAAUGGAUAUAACAAUAAUAGUAAUAUAAAUAGUAAUGAUAGCUAUAACAAUAAUAAUAAUAAUAAUAAUAAUUUUAAUAAUAAUAAUUUUAAUAAUAAUAAUAAUAAUAAUAAUAAUAAUAAUAAUAAUAAUAAUAAUAAUAAUAAUAAUAAUAAGAAUAAUAAUAAUAGUAAUAGUUAUAAUAAUAAUAAUAAUAAUUAUAAUAAUAAUAAUAAUAAUUUCCACAAUAAUAACAACAAUAGCGCCCACAACAAUAACAAUAACAAUUAUAAUAAUAAUAAUAAUAAUAACUAUUAUAAUAGCAAUAACAACAAUAAUUUCCACAAUAAUAAUAAUAAUAAUAAUAAUAAUGGAAAUAAUUUUAAUAAUAAUAAUAAUAAUAAUGGCAAUAAUGGUAAUAUGUUUACCAAUGUAAAUAGUAUAGAUAAUGUAAAUAGAAACAACUAUAAUAAUUAUAACGGUAAUAAUAAUUAUAAUGGUAAUAAUUCAAAUAAUAAUAAUAAUUCAAAUAAUGAAGUUUCACAAAUUACUACAACAUCACUACCAGUUAAGAAAACAAAAGUUUUCAAAGCACCAAGGGAAAAGAAAUUCAAAAGAGGACCAGAUCAAGAUAUUAGAGAGAUUAAACCAGCCACUGCUUUGUUAAAGCAAUAUUUUAUUGGAAAUAGUAUCACUGAAUUCAAUGCUGAGAGAGUUGGUUCAAUUUUAAAGAUUAACCAUGAAAAGUUAAAAGAUAUCCUUGACAUUAUGGAAUGUGCUAGUUUGGUAAUCAAUAACCAUAGUAAUAAUUAUGUUUGGUUAGGUCUUGAUAAUCCAGGUUUCCUCAAAUUGGUUUUCAAUGUUUUCCACUGUUCUUCUAAUCUUGUCACUAAAGAACCCGAAUUUGCUUGUUUAAAAUGUAAAGAAAACGCCUAUAGAUGUCCGACCUCUGUUGAUUUACCAAAAGAUACAAGAUUAGGUUCAACUGUUUGUCAAUUUAUGAAAUUAUUAUUAUCAAAAAGAAUUAGAACUAAUCCAGUAAAUGAUUUCUUAACAAUCUAUCAAGUUUGCUUUAAUUUUAAUUUCUGCUCAGAAGGUAGAUGCCCAGAAGAAGAUUUCAAGUAUCUUAGAAAUACUGCUAAAGUAAAGAGAUGUUAUGAUGUUGCCAACGUAUUCAAUGGUUUAAAUAUUUUAGAAAAAGUUGGUAAAUCUAAAAUACACUCUUAUCAAUGGUGUGGUGAUUUUACAAUUCAAGAUUGUGAAAAUGGUUGCCCAUUUGGUCAUCCAUUACUUACACCAGGAACUGCAUAUACAACAAAUCCUUCACCCAAUCCAUUCAAUCAAUUUAGCAAUGCAUAUAUCUCUUCAUCUGCUCAAUCUUCUUUAUCAAACUCUCCAUUCAUUCAAGGUGGUUUCCAUGGUAACAACAAUAAUAGUAAUAAUAACAAUAUCAAUGGAAAUAAUAUCAAUGGAAAUAAUAACUAUGGCUAUAAUAAUAAUAAUAAUUAUAAUAACUACAAUAGUAACAAUAGCAAUGGCUUUAAUAACGGAAAUUCUUUUUUCCAACAACAACAACCCUUGGUUAAUAGCGGUGUUUCCAUGGUGAGAAAUAAUAACUAUAGCUAUUCUCCAUAA